Molecule: messenger RNA, 1284 nt
Organism: Chelonus insularis
Lineage: Eukaryota; Metazoa; Arthropoda; Insecta; Hymenoptera; Braconidae
Product: mediator of RNA polymerase II transcription subunit 30-like
Exons: 5
Coding region: 283-1200 (305 amino acids)
Biological process (GO): positive regulation of DNA-templated transcription
Cellular component (GO): mediator complex
Molecular function (GO): transcription coregulator activity
Source: RefSeq, a predicted model, not a curated record
UGAUUUUGAAAAGUUUCAGUGUUCAGUGGCAUCACAAUGUCAACACUUUAUUAUUAUUUACAUUUUGGAAUAAAUGUGUAAAUAUAAGAAAUUAAUUGUUAUUUAAUCAAUAUUAUCGUUCAAAUGAGAGGUACAAGACUUAAAACCUUUUAUACCAGUUCAUAACAACUUCAUCAAGCGUGGUGAAAUUUAACCUGUGAGCAGUGAGGUUAUAAUUUCAAAAGAUCUGACAAAUAUUUUGAAUUCAUAUUAAAAGAUAAUAAAAUAGAAUAAGAUUUAAAAAUGGCCGGACAACAACAUCCCUUUCCACCAGGCUUUCCUACUGCUCAACAACAAGCGAUGAGAACACAAUUUGGAGGAGGUCAAAUGGUUUCUGGAUUAAUGAAUCCACAACAAACAGGCAUGGUAAAUCCUCAACAGUUUGGCGUUGGAGUUGGUGGCGUCGGUACAAAUCCUAUUGGCAUGUCAAGUGCUCAACAAGUGAUGGCUCAACAACAAUUAGCACAGCAGACUGUGAUGCAACAACAAAUCCAGCAAAUGCAACAGCAACAACAACAGCAGCAACAAAUGCAGUUGCAACAGCAGCAACAGGCCACGCAAUUAGCUCAAAGUUCUCAGAGUACUAAUCAAGUUCAAACACCGCAAACUCCAGUACCUCCAACUCAACCAUCAACACAACAACAGCAGCAACAACAGCAACCGCAGCAACCUCAGCAACAACAGCAACAAAAUAAAGAAGUUAAUACUGUUAGUUUAUGUAAAUUUGGACAAGAAACAGUUCAGGAAAUUGUCAAUAGAACUAUAGAAUUAUUCCAAACGUUAAAAGUUCUUCAGCCGCCGAAUGGUACUACACAAGGUGCUAAUGUAGCUAACGAAAAGAAAACAAAGGUUCAGGAUCAAUUACGAAUGGUGAAAAUAUUAUUUAGACGUCUAAGAUUAAUUUAUGAAAAAUGUAACGAAAAUUGCCAACUUCAAGGUAUGGAAUAUACACAUAUAGAAAGUUUGAUACCGUUGAAAGAAGAGUGGGAUAUGAAAUCUGAUGAAAAGAAAACAUCAGAAGCUUACCGACUGGCUUGUGAAGAAAGUAAAGAGAUAAUUGAGCAAGUAAUCUCGAAAAAUCGUCAUUUAAAAGAAAUUAUAGACCAUCUGAGAAGGAUAAUUUCUGAAAUCAAUACGAUGUUACAUAUGCGAAGGUCUUAGAGAUAAAUUAAAUUUGUAAAUAAAUUUAAUUAAAUUAUUGAUAUAAGCCAUUUAAAGGAGUAAAAUAUAAUGAUAUUUCAAUUA